This is a messenger RNA of Anopheles arabiensis, 6715 nucleotides long. It is a transcript of the gene Pi4KIIIalpha, whose product is annotated as phosphatidylinositol 4-kinase alpha. Gene Ontology annotation, cellular component: cytoplasm; plasma membrane. The record is from RefSeq and is a predicted model, not a curated record. The transcript is spliced from 14 exons. NCBI's taxonomy places the organism in Eukaryota, Metazoa, Arthropoda, Insecta, Diptera, Culicidae. Gene Ontology annotation, molecular function: 1-phosphatidylinositol 4-kinase activity. Gene Ontology annotation, biological process: phosphatidylinositol-mediated signaling; phosphatidylinositol phosphate biosynthetic process. Bases 111 to 6359 code for a protein of 2082 amino acids.
ACACAAAAAAAGUAAAUAAAAAAACGGGAUCGAAAAUUGGACCAGACAGGCACACAGGCAGAGCAGAGUGGAGCUGAUAAAAAGUAGCGAUAAAAAUAUCCUCCGCAGCCAUGGUGGGAAAUGAGCGCUUUUCCUUCCAAAAAACCGUCCAGUGUUUGGCCCGUGUACUGGCCAUGAUAAAGCCCACGCCAUGGGAAAAGGUGCAAACACUGUUCAAGUACUGCCCGCAGGAAAAUGCGGCCGGAGUGUUCUGUCUCGAUGCCCGGGCCCAGGAUGCGGUCAUCGCCCUCGGGCUGUACUUCCUGGAGAGUGGCUAUCAGUAUCCGAAGGAAAUCAUCCCCUACCUGCUGCGGCUCGCCAAAGCACUCCCGAAGGCCGUAUGGAUCGAUGACGUCAAGCCCAACAAAAUCGAUAAAAUACCUACGGCGGAAAAGUUUGCCUUCUGCCUGAACAGCCUGCUGUCCGACAUUGCCGUCGGAUGUCCGGAGCAUCGCGAUGAGAUCAUCCUCAUCCAGGUGGAGGUGCUGACAGUCCUAACGAACAUGAUCAAGGGCAGCAAGGAGAGCAGCACGCUGCCCCCGAUCAUCCUAUGCAAAGCGACCGUUCCGCUGCUGCUCGGGCUGAGCCGCUCGAUGGGCCGUUAUGCCGCCUGUGACCCGCCCCUACUCUGCCGCCUCUUUCCAAAGGAUGAAAUACUCGUCAUAAAGUCGGCCGAAACGCCCCUUUCCACGGACGCAAAGGACAGCACAAGCGUGAGCCAGUUCCGCUCGAUCAUACCGCGAUCGAUGUCGGGCAGCCUGUCCGUCGAUGCGGGCGAGACGGAAAAGUCAAUCCACAGCAGCCGGAAGAAGCUCAGCUCGUUCUACUCCGUGCCGUACGAUCCGACGACGUACUUUUUCGCAAAGUAUGGCUCCAGCUUUAACCAGUUCCCGAACAUGCGUUUCUGCGACUCGAUGGAGAAGAACGAUCGGCUCCAGUUUCCGAUCAACCAUCUGCAGACGAUCUUUGCGCUGGCGAAGAAGCUGCUGACGAAGGAGACGCUCGAACAUCUGGACGAACAGGCGGGCGAUAUAUACGCGCUGAAUCAGAUCAAACCGUACGGGUAUAAGAGCUUCUCGGAAACGAUCAAUCUGGUGAUGGUGACGUUGCUGCGCGAGAUACUGCAAAAUCAAACAGACUUACCAACACCCUUCACGAAGGAUGUACAGGAGUUUGUUAAGCGCCUGUUCCUAAUCGGCCAAACCGAGCUGCAAAACAAACAGCACGAUGCCAUCGAUCGUGUGCGCGAUCCUAGCAACAUCGUCGUCAACAAGUACAAGAUCAACGUGAUGGCCAAUGCGGCGUGCGUCGAUUUGCUCGUCUGGGCGAUCGGCGAUGAAACAGUUUUGUCGGGGGAUUUCGCUUUGGACAGGUGGAAGGAGGCCGAUAAGCUGUGCAGUCGGCUGUACCAGAAGCUCAACUCGGUGCUCGGCCACAAGGUGGUGAUGGAUCAUAUGCCGCUGCUAAUGGUUUGCUUGGAGGGAUUGGGCAAGCUGGCGCAAAAGUUCCCCAAUAUUGCGGGCACCUCGAUAUCCUACCUGCGGGACUUCCUGGUCGAUCCGAGCCCAAUCUUAACGAAGCUUCACGUGCAAUCGCAAGCACAAACGAAGAAGGACAAAGAGAACGCUCCUUUCCGAAUCGUGGUACAAGGCUCCGAUUUCAAAGCGUUCGAUCACGCCACCAAACCGAAAGGACUGACCAAGUCCGCCCAGGAAGCGUUCGAAGCGUUGCGCGAUGCAGCGAUCGAAAAUCUGAGCAUCGCGCUACGGGCAGCACACGCCCUCGACCAGUACUGUGUGCCGGCCCUCGUGGCGAACGUGUCCAAUCGCCUAUUUACCGCCGAAAAGCAGGAAAGCGAAUCGAGCCUAGUGUCGCUCAACAUUAUCGUAAUGCUGGGGCACGUGGCGGUCGCGCUCAAAGACACGCCGAAAACGACCAACAACAUAUUGCAGUUUUUCAUCCAACGCUUUUGCAAGGUACCAUCGGAGCAGAAUGUGCUGAUCGUCGAUCAGCUCGGUUGCAUGAUCAUCUCCAAGUGUGAGCCGCAGGUGUUUGAGGAGAUUAUGAAAAUGUUCUCGCGCGUCACCGUGCAGGCCGCGUCGCUCGCUUACUCGACCAAUCCGGAGCAAAGUGUUUACAGGAAAUCGUACCACCACGUGUCGGAUGCGGUCGUCAAUGCGCUCGCGAACAUUGCCGCCAACAUACAGGGCGAGCUGGAGAUGCUGGACCUGCUCGGGAAGCUGCUGGAGCUGUUCGUGCAGAUCGGGCUGGAGGCGGAACGGUCCUCGGACAGUACGUCCGGUGCGCAGAAGGCUAGCUCGAGUGCGGGCAACCUCGGCAUGCUGAUUCCAGUGAUUGCGGUCUUGGUGCGACGACUUCCACCGAUCAAAAACCCAAAGCAGCGCCUGCACAAGCUGUUCAAAGACUUCUGGCUGUACUGCGUGGUGAUGGGCUUCACCAAUUCGCGCCUCUGGCCGUCCGACUGGUACCAGGGCGUGCAGCAGAUAGCGGCCAAAUCGCCCCUGCUCAUCUCCCAGACUGCGCACCGGUCGGAGAUGCGCGAGCUAAACUACACCUCCGCCAUCCGGUCCGGCAGCGUUAGCUUGAUGGAGCUGCGCAACCAAAUACUGCUGCUGCUCGACCACCCGCCCGCGGACAUCACGGCCUGCAUCAACAAGCUCACGUUCGCGCAGUGCGCCUACCUGCUGAGCGUGUACUGGCUGGAGAUAUUGCGGGUGGAGAACGCGUCUGAGCCGAGCCUGGAACCGAUCCUGAGCUACCUGUGCGAUAAUGCGCUGCUGAAGGACAAGUACGGCAUGUGGCAGUGUGUGCGCUGCAUUGGCGAUCAGGUGUUCGAGAAGUUCCGCAGCGUGCUGCUGGCGCAGGACUCGGUGCGCGAGAAGGUGCUCGAAUCGCAGGCGAUGCUGCUGCUCGUCUACUUCAACCACAUCCACAAGCAAAUUCAGCUGGUGGCGGACCAGUACCUGUCCCAGCUGGUCGACAAGUUCCCGCACCUGCUCUGGAACCGGAAGGUGCUGUGGUGCAUGCUGGACGUGCUGCAGCUGCUAGCGUUCUCGCUCACGCUCGACCCGAACGAGGAGACGCCGACGCUGCGUGUCAACUCGACGCCCUACACGCUGCAGCUGAUGGAUAGUUUGCCGGCGCGGGAAAGCCGCGUGAAGGAUUUCGCCGACCGGUGCCAGGGCAUCGUGAAUGAGGCGAUGAAAUGGGCACCGAAAUCAACGCGCAGCCAUCUGCAGGAGUACCCGAAUCAGGUGCCAUCGACGAGCCUUUCGAACCACAGCGGCUUGGCGCUGGCCGUUGAUUCGAUUUUGCACACGUGGGUAGCGAACGCAACGAUUCCGACGGCGACAAAGCGACCGCACUGCGUUAACAGUGACACUUCGAAGUUUGUGUCGGUGCUUUGCUUGCGCAGCAAGUACGCGGGUGAGAUUUCCGGCCUGCUGUCCGUGCUGGAGGAUGAGGAGAAGAAGGGACUGGCCGAUCGGCUCGUGCGGGAUGUGUGGGACGCUUGUGCGGAGAAGAGCGACCCGAAGCAUCGUGGAGCGUUGUGGCGCGCGACCGCCUACUUGAUACUGUGCUCGAGCGCUAACCGGAAGCUGCUGCACGCGAUCUCCUCCUCGCAGGUGCAGCUGUUCACCGAGAGCGCGAUGGAGACGGCGGUCGAGUGCUGGCAGUGGAUUCUGACCGCCCGGCAGGAUCUGGAGCUGUGCUUCAUACAGGAGAUGGUGACCGCGUGGCAGACGACGUUCGACAAGCGCAUGGGGCUGUUUUCGGAGGAGCACGAUGUGACGAGUCCGCUCGCUGCGUACGAAGGCUGUCGGUUGGUGCCGAAGCCAAUCGUCGUUGCGCCGCAUCUGAUCUGGCUGCAGCUGCUAUCGGAGAUGGUCGACACGGCCAAGUACUGCAACCGGGACAAGGUGGAAAUGUUUUGUAUGCUGCUUCACCGCUGUCUACCGUUCAGCAGGGAUUUCAAGCAAAAUCGGCACAUCUCCACCGUGGGGUGCCGGUUCAAGCUGCUCCAGUGUGGACUGUCGCUGCUGCAGGGCAACACCAUUCCCAAAUCGCUUGCGCGCAACAUACUGCGCGAGCGGAUCUACGCUAACGCGCUCGAUUACUUCUGCGGGCCGCAGCUCUGCCCGAGCCAGCCACGCGAGGCGCUGCUCGAGGACAUUGCGAUACUGCUCAAGUUCUGGCAGACGAUGCGCAGCGAGAAGAAGCAUCUCGUCGCGUCGGAGGUGAGCGAUUACGAGCUGCACACGGCGUCGGUCAAUCUGUCCGUGCAGAAGGUGUCGCUGGAUACGGUUUCGCUGGCCGGUAGUGAGGUGGCCCGUUCGACGAGCAGCGGUAAUGCCGGCUGGUACAACACGAUCCCGCACUCGACGUCGACGCUUUCGAAGCGAUCGGCACGCAUCAAGCGUCCACCGUACCCGAAGGAUGCGUACGAUAAGGAUUACAUGAAGAAGCGCAAUUUGAUUCUGGAGCUGCUGGCCGUUGAGAUUGAGUUUAUGCUGAUUUGGGCCAAUCCACUCGCCCUGCCCGAGCUGCAAAUCCCGGGCGAAGAGUCCGUGGCGGAGUGGAGGGCACGUCCGAUGAAGCUGAACGUUUGGCGUGACUUCACGCGGUUGGCUUGGUCGUACAAUCCGGCGCUGGCGGUGUUUUUGCCUCAGCGCAUCCGCAAUGCGGAAACGAUCGAGGACGAGGUGACCCGGUUGGUCUGUUCGGACCCGAUGGCAGCGGUGCACAUUCCCGAGGCGCUCAAGUAUCUCGUCACCACCAAGACGGUGCUGAACGAAGCGCCCGAGCUGGUGUACAUGCUGACGUGGGCGCGGGUGAACCCGAUACAGGCGCUGUCGUACUUUUCACGCCAGUAUCCGACCCAUCCGCUGACGGCGCAGUACGCGGUGAAGACGCUCAAUUCGUACCCGGCCGAAGCGGUCCUGCCGUACAUUCCGCAGCUGGUGCAAGCGUUACGACACGAUACGAUGGGUUAUGUGACGGAGCUGAUCAAGCACAUCUCCAAACGGUCGCAAAUUGUGGCCCACCAGCUCGUUUGGAACAUGCAGACCAACAUGUACAUCGACGAGGAGAUGCACCAUCGUGACUCACUUUACGACGCACUGGAAUCGCUCUCGCAAAACAUCAUCUCGUCCCUGUCCGGCCCGGCCAAGCGGUUCUACGAGCGGGAGUUUGAUUUCUUCGGCAAAAUUACCGCCGUCAGCGGCGAGAUUCGCUCGUUCCCGAAGGGCCAGGCGCGCAAGAAGGCCUGCCUGGAGGCGCUCAGCCGCAUCAAGGUCCAGUCGGGCUGCUACCUUCCCUCGAACCCGGAAGCGAUGGUGCUCGACAUCGACUACAACAGCGGCACACCGAUGCAGAGUGCGGCGAAGGCGCCGUACCUUGCCCGGUUCCGCGUGCAGCGCUGCGGCAUCACCGAGCUGGAAACGAUGGCGAUGGAGGUGUCGAACAAUCCGGACUCGCAGAUCGACGGGCCGCGCCUCAACUCGCUUGGGCCGGAAGCGUGGCAGGCGGCCAUCUUUAAGGUCGGUGACGAUGUGCGGCAGGACAUGUUGGCGCUGCAAGUGAUUUCGAUCUUCAAGAACGUGUUCCAGCAGGUUGGGCUGGAGCUGUACCUGUUCCCGUACCGUGUCGUCGCCACAGCGCCCGGGUGUGGUGUGAUCGAGUGUGUGCCGAACGCGAAAUCACGCGACCAGCUGGGCCGGCAGACCGAUUUUGGGUUGUACGAGUACUUUCUGCACCAGUACGGGGACGAAACGUCCAAAGAGUUCCAGUCGGCCCGCAGCAACUUUGUCAAAUCGAUGGCCGCCUACUCGGUGAUCGGGUACCUGCUGCAGAUAAAGGAUCGCCACAACGGCAACAUCAUGAUCGACAAGGAUGGCCAUAUUAUUCAUAUCGACUUUGGCUUCAUGUUUGAAUCGUCCCCGGGUGGCAACAUUGGCUUCGAGCCGGAUCUUAAGCUCACGGACGAGAUGGUGAUGGUGAUGGGGGGCAAGAUGGAGGCGGCCCCGUUCAAAUGGUUCUGCGAUCUGUGCGUCCAGUCGUUCCUCGCGAUUCGCCCGUACCAGGACGCGAUCGUGACGCUGGUGUCGCUGAUGCUCGACACCGGGCUGCCCUGCUUCCGAGGGCAAACGAUCACGCUGCUGAAGCAGCGGUUCGUGCCGACCAAGAACAGCAAGGAGGCGGCCGCCCACAUGCUCGGCGUGAUACGCAACUCGUACCAAAACUUCCGCACGCGCACGUACGACAUGAUCCAGUAUUAUCAGAAUCAAAUUCCAUACUAGAAAGUGGGACGGCGGGGGAUGGUAGGAUAAGGGGAAGAAAAUUGCCGUAUAAAUUAAUCCAUUCGUGUUGGGCUUGUAGGGUAGGGUGCUGGGAGGAGGGGUUCUACGUUUAUAUGUUGUAUCGUUACCAAAGGUAUGUGUUGGGGAAGGCGGGGGUGGGCCAUUGCGUAGGCAAAAACAAUGACAAGACCGCACACCGUGCGCGUGUCACUAUAGAUCAAAUCUGUUUAAUAGUGUGAUUUAGCCAAUUGUCGGUGUGGUAGACAUGUAUUACUCUUGUUACUAUUUUCUCGCUCUCAUUGUUGAAACGAAGGAUAACGAAAUCCUUAAAAUACACGGAACAUAAUCCUUCACAA